Ylistrum balloti is the source of this 729-nucleotide messenger RNA. RefSeq lists its product as uncharacterized. The record is from RefSeq and is a predicted model, not a curated record. NCBI's taxonomy places the organism in Eukaryota, Metazoa, Mollusca, Bivalvia, Pectinida, Pectinidae. The transcript has 3 exons. Bases 1 to 729 code for a protein of 242 amino acids.
AUGAAGAUAUUUGUGAAUAUCCUAGAAGUCUUUCUAUGUUUAUGGCAGGUGCAAGCAGUUGUGUCUGUGAGACUGGACUUAGUCAGAGGACGAACCACUCGUGGCACUCUACCGGGAAUGUCAAUAAGAUCUAGGUAUGCUAGCCGAGGAGCGACGGGAUCCUGUAGUAAAGGCGUGGUUGUCAAGGUAAACUUCGCCCAGUCACCUUGCAUACGUGCCAAUCACCUAACAUGCGGACGACGUACUCCGAGUCUUAAAGUUGUGGUGCAUCUCGACAGGCGAAGUUCACGAAAUGGAUGGCUACUUAAUAUUGGUGAUAGUAUCUCUAACAAUGGCUACGGAGGAGAUGGGGGUCACAACGACAACGCAGCCGAGAUCCAGGCUGUGGCAACAUCCACCUCCUAUGAUAUUACGUCAUAUAAGCGCGGAGGAAGUGUCUGUCAAUUCGCCAAGAAGGCAUUCACUGAUCAUUACGUUGUUAAUCCUUCCGUCAACACUGUCACAUUCUACGUGGCCGACCGGUCGUACCGGGUCACAAACGACCAGGGCCUCGACGCAACCCAUUGUAGUGAAUGUUUGUUCGCCCUGAAUGGUCAACGGGACACUAAGGGAGGUAAUCACCGCAUCAACAAGGACAUAUAUCUGGCCUUUAACAGGGUGAUCAGUAGUUCGUCCAGGAACGGUAAUGGGGUGUGUUCUGUAGACCUCGAGUGGGACUGUAGUCCAUAA